AUGGAUCGUGUCACUCACAGGAAGAGUAAGUACCUGGAUCGUGUCACUAGCAGCUUCGGAGGAGGAAUUGAGAGGGGGAAAGCUCCUUCGGUGCUGCUUCUACUGGAAUGGGUGACAACAGGAGGAGGACGAUGUGCGGCUGGAGGAGGAAUGGCUAGCAGCUUCGGAGGAGUAAUCGCCAGGCGCUUCUCUGUUCGAUUGAUGAGGAUUCGAGAAGGGGAAAGCUUCUUCAGUGUUGCUUCUGCUGAAAUGAGUAGCUAG
Linum trigynum is the source of this 261-nucleotide messenger RNA. NCBI's taxonomy places the organism in Eukaryota, Viridiplantae, Streptophyta, Magnoliopsida, Malpighiales, Linaceae. The record is from the annotation of a GenBank genome assembly.